AUGACGUCCUCCGCUGCCCACCCCUCCAAGGCGGGCCGGCCUGCCUCCUCGGCCCCUGGCGAUGGCCAUCAUCUUCCCCCGGGCGACAGCCAGUCCUCAUCCGCCGGGUCUGAUCUCCCUGCCGGCCUCUCGGGCCUGACCCUGCUCCUGGACAUUGUGGCCUCGCAGCGCGAGCAACUCGACGCUCCGGCCGCCGCCGCCGCCGCCGCCACCGCCAACCCUGCCGACACCACCAGCACCGGCACCACCACGGGCGCCACCGGCCCGGCCGCCCCCUCGGGCUCAUCGCUCAUCAAGGCGGAGCCCCUCUCGCCAGCCGUCCCCAUGGCGGAAUUCUCGCCAGGCGUGCCGGCUCCAGCCCCGGCCGGGGCCCCUGGCCCGGCCCCGAUGGACCUGGCCACAUCGCACCCGAAGAAGCGCAAGGCCUCCAGCGGUCCGACCGCCGAUGCCGGGGUCGCGUCCAACGGCGAGGCGCCCCUGCCACUCGCCCGGCCGGUCAAACGCCACGCGCCGGCCGACCUUGCCUCGGCCGACGCGAUGGCUGUCAUGAAUGCCGGUGCGAUUGUCCCCUCCACUGUGCCGAUGAUCUCCGCUUCGCUUCUCCCGAAGUCCAGCCCCGCCACUGGCCAGGAUCCCAUGUUUGGACUGCUGGCCCCCUCGGCGUCGGACUCGCGCCUUGCGUCGCCGAUGGUGUCCCCCUUGAACCUGCUCCCCCAGUCGGAUCUCCUCUCUUCGAUGGGUCUCUCCCUCGGCGGUGAUGGCAGUCCGAAUGCCAGCCCGGCACUGACCCAGCUCCUGACCGGCGGAGGCGCGGUCGGCGCGGUCGGCUCGGUCGGCUCGGUCGGCUCGGUCGGCUCGGUCGGCUCGGUCGGCUCGGUCGGCUCGGUCGGCUCGGUCAAUACUUCCGGCAUCAUUCCCGGUGUUCUGCCUGGCUGCUUCUCCAACCUGUCCAUUCCGCUGGUGCAGAACGCCCAAGCCGGUACACUGAUCGGCAGUCCUGGCGGCGGCCAGACCAUCCUCACUGUUCCAUCCCCCCUCACCCAGCAGUUUGUUGCCACCGCCUCUCCCGGGAGCUCCAUGGCACAAGUCGGCGCCGGGUCCUCGGCCGGGCGUGGGCUUCUCCUGCCGAUGGCCGAUCAGCGUCUGCCCUCCAGUCUCAACUCCGCCAAUUCGCUCUUCCUCCAGAGCAUCAAUCCCCGACUGAAUGCCGGGGCCAUCGGGCCGGCCAUGUCCCCGCCGGCCCUGCUCUCCCGGUCCCCCUCUUCGGACAUCCUGGUCCCCUCCAGCAUGCAGCACUAUUCGCUGGUGCUGCUGCACGCGUGCGUGGCCCAGAAGUCCUACGGCAGUGAGAAGCGCUUCCUCUGCCCGCCGCCGUUGAUUCACUCGCUGCCGGCCUUGCCGUCGUUGCCGCUGGCCACCGAUGCCACCGGCGCCGGUGGUGCUCCCGGCGGAGCGUCCGAUGGCAAAUCCCCGGCCAGUCGGCCGCACGUGCGCAUGCGCAUCCUCCAUGACGGCGCUCCGGCCCUCCUUUCGGCCAGCGGGGCCGGCAUGUCGCCGGUUGUCACUCCGGGCGCCUCGCCGACCAUCGGCUCCGGGCGUCGGGCCGGUGGCUCCUCCGGUCCGGCCUCCCCCGUGGGGUCGGCUUCUUCACUGGACAACCUGCUGCUUGGCGGGUCGACCGCCGCCGCCGCCGCCGGCCCCGGGGCCCAGGGCAGCGGCAAGCUUUCUGCCCGGCGUGGGGGAUCUCCCUCCAUGCAAAGUGGCGGCAUGGUCAAUCAGGCAGCCGUGACGGCCGCUGCGGCUGCCACCAUCGAGCAUCGCGAGUUUUUGGAAUCCCCUCACCCCCUCGGGCCGCCGGCCGCGGUGCCUGGUGCCGCGCGGGCCGUCUUCAAGUACAUGCACGUCAAUGGCGCCGGGUCUGCCGACUCCACCGGCAAUCGGUUUAAGUCCUUCAUCCUCCGGGCUGGGGUGUACCUCGACGAUCACUCGCCCCUGCUGUCCUUCGACAGCGCUCCGGUGUCCAUCAUCAGCAAGCCCUCCAAGAAGACCACGCGCAUGCGCAAUAACUUGCUGGUCAUCACUUCCGGCGUGCUGGUGGCCCUCUUUAAUCGUGUCAACUCGCAAACCGUCCGCACCAAGUACAUGGCCAUGGACCCGCCCGGGACCGGGGGCCCGGACACCGGCCCCACCGGCCUCCGACCGGCAACCGCCACCACCAGCGCCGGUUCCUCCGCCUCCAGCUCCUUCGACAACCUGGCGGCCGCGGCCGCGGCCUCCACCUCGGCCUCGACCGGUGGCAGCACGGCCGGUAGCUAUCGGCUGGUGGCCCGGUCCGGCACCUGGGCUCCUUUCAUCAUCCAUGGGAUCGGUCGCGAUGGGCGCCUCCUGCCCAAGGGCACCCCGCUGCUGUAUAACAUGCCGGUGGUUUUGGAAAGUCGCCCUCUGGAGGCGCUGCUCGAUGUGGCCGAGGCCGGCCUCGAUGAAGGCACCGCUGUCGGCGGGGGCGGUUCCAUGAUGGUGCUGUCGACGCCCGGUGCCGAGGCCACCGGCGGGAUGGAUGCUUCCGGGGGGGGUCUCCCCUCGAAUGGCAGCGGGGCUGGCGGUGGCGGUGGCAAUGGGGCCGGCGGCCUGCAGCAGGUGCCCACCCCCACCGGCGCUCUGUCCGAUGUGAUGAUUCUGCGCCGGGUGACGCGUGAUGCCAUGGUGCAAAAUGGCCGCUCGGCCCCCUAUGCCGAUCAGCAAAAUGCCGGCUCGGUGAGCCAGCUCCAAAAGGUGGCCCUGCAAUUGGCCAAUGCCCCGGCCGGGUGGCCGAUCCUCGGCCCGGGUCCGGAUGCCGGGACGACCGCCGGCGGUGGCGGUGGCGGCGCGACCGGCGCGACCGGCACGACCGCCGGCCAUGGUGGCUGCUUGCGCAUGGUCCCCGGCCGUGAUACCUCCCAGGCGGGGGUCAGUGUCGGGUGCUGCCGGCCACAUUCCUCCCCGGCCGGGGGGCGUAAUGCCGCGGCGGCGCUUGACAUGUGCUCCGCCUCCUGCCCGUGCGGCUGUGCUUCGGCCCAGGCGGCCGAUGAGCCGCUCUAUCUGAGCACCAGCAAUGGCGAUUCGCUGUGCUACCAUCGGGCCAUCUCCACCGGGACGGGCGAUGCGGCCGGGUCCCGGCCCGUCGGGGGCAAUGCCCCCGGCAGUGGUGGUGGGUGCAGCGGCCAUGCGCCGGUGGAUGGUGCGGCCGACCGGCGCGCGGGCAUGGCACUCGAGCCGGCUGGCAGCGGCAGCAGCGGCUCGCUGGUCCCCUCGGAGCUGAACCUAUGUGGGGUCCUGAGUGAUGCCUUCAUGUGCUGGACCAUUGUCUGUGUGGAUGCGCGCCAUGUGCGCUUCUCCAUCCGCACGGAUGCCCCGGCGGCGGCGGUUGCGGCGGCGGCGGCAGCGGCGGCGGCGGCCGCCGUGUCCCCCAGCCCCAGCGGCGAUCUUCUGCCGAUGGUCGGCCGGCCGGCGCUGGUGAACUUGCGCGCGCCGUCGCGAUCGGUGGCCGGGGCACAGGCCAGCCCGCCGAUGGCCGGCGCGCCGCCAUCUGCCACUGGUCCUGGGUCCGAUGUGACGGCAUUUGUCACCAGUGUCGGCGGCCGGCGGCGCGUGUCGCCCAUCCCCCCCCCGACGGCUGGGACUCUCCUGCCGACGGCCGGGGGCGAUGUCAUGGGCGCCAGCUCCGGACAGUUGCCCUUUGGCGUCAUGUCCGUCUCGUCCAUGGCGACGGCCGUGACCUCGGAUCUGGUUCCUGGUGGCGGCUCGCCGCUGCUCAGCAGCCAGUCGCAGCAGCUCCACCAGGCCUUCCAUCAUCAUCACCUCGGCCUGCAUCACCAGCACCAUCAGCAGUCGCAGCAGCAGUCGCAGUCACAGUCGCAGCAGCAGUCGCAGCAGCAGUCGCACUCGGCACCUGGCACACCGUUGAUGCCCCUGAACCUGCUCGGCGGGCAUCAAUUUGCCUUCAACGCGGGUGCCCCCGCCGGCAGCGGCAGCAGUGGCAAUACCCAGAGCGGCAUCAACACGCCCGUCAUCUUGAGCCCGGUUCUGUCCGAUGGCUCCGGGGCCGCGGUGUCCGGGGGCCUGCACCAAUCUCUUGGUGCCGGGGCCGGGCUUUCGCUUGGCGAUCUGUCCAAGCUGACCCCGACGCUGGACUCGCUGUCGAGCUCGCCGCUGUUUGGCGGGACUGCCUCAGGCAACAAUGUCGGCCUGUCCGCCGCCAGCAUGGGUCUCACCCUGGGCAAUCAGCAGCAGCAGCAGCAGCAGCAGCAGCAGCAGCAGCAGCAGCAGCAGCAGCAGCAGCAAUUCCGUCAGCAGCAACAGCAACAGCAACAGCAACAGCAGCAACAGCAGCAACAGCAGGCACAGCAAGCUCAACUCCAGCAACAAUACCAACAGUAUCGCCAACUCCAGCAGGCUCAACUUCAGCAGGCCCAGCAGCAGCAGCAGCAGCAGCAACAACAGCAGCAGCAGCAAUCCUCCGAAGAGGAUGCCCUCCUCUCGGGCGGCAUUCAGCUCCAGCGCCUGCAUCAGCUCCAGCAGCUCCAGCAAUUCCGCCAGCUGCAGCUCCAGCAGCAGGCCAACAUGGUCCAGCUCCAGGGGAGUGGCAGCAGUGGCAGCCUCCCUCUGAUGGCAUCAGUCUCCGGGGGACAGCAGUUGUCCUUCUCUCCGGGCUUUGGCAGCCUCAUGUCCAAUGGCCUGGCGGCCGAUGCCAGUGGCGGGCUUCUCCUCUCGGGCAGCAGCUCCGACACGCUGGUGGUCGGUGAUCGCUCGGACUCACAGGCAAGCCAGACGGGCGGCAACACGGCCGUCAUGCGCACCUGA
Fonticula alba is the source of this 4839-nucleotide messenger RNA. RefSeq lists its product as hypothetical. The record is from RefSeq and is a predicted model, not a curated record. Gene Ontology annotation, cellular component: nucleus. Lineage: Eukaryota; Rotosphaerida; Fonticulaceae. Gene Ontology annotation, biological process: regulation of transcription by RNA polymerase II. The transcript has 7 exons. Bases 1 to 4839 code for a protein of 1612 amino acids. Gene Ontology annotation, molecular function: RNA polymerase II cis-regulatory region sequence-specific DNA binding; DNA-binding transcription activator activity, RNA polymerase II-specific.